AUGGAUUCAGCUACAGCGUUGAGCAGUCCUCCCUCUUCGAUUCCUGAGCCUCAGUUGAAUGUACAUUACUCUGCACCUGGGUUUUGCUUGCCGCAUCCCGAUACUGUCAGUGAAUUUCGCCGGGACAAAAGUAACCUGGUAUUCUGCCAUGGUGUCGCCAUUGUGAAGAUCUCACCCGAAGUCGUCGUCAAGAUUGGUCCUCAUAUCAAUUUUAUCGAGGCUAAAAACAUGACGUAUGUUGCGGAAAAUACAGGGGUUCCCGUACCUAAGGUUUUCGCAUGUUAUACGUACGGUCCUAUUGAUCGCGACCCUGAUGACUACAGGGGCGUUUACGAUACCUACAUCUUUAUGACUUAUAUUACCGGUGAAACACUCCAGGUAGCUUGGGAUGGUCUCGACGUCUCCGCCAAAUGUCAGAUUACGAGACAACUUACGACAUACAUCCAAGAAAUCCGCAAUUUGGAGAGUGCUGGUUAUAUCGGUUCUUUGGAGCAUGGUCAUGUUACUGACCAUAGUCUAUCGACCUCUGAUGACAAAGGCCCAUUUAAUUCCGAGCGGGAUUUCAACACGGCUCUUGUUGAAGUCUACCAAAAGAAUGCCCCGAAACGCCAUAUCAAAGCUUUUUUUAAUGGAAUGCUUCCUGAAUCCCACCGCAUUUUGUUUGCACAUGUGAACGUCCUGAUUGAUGAGGAUUGCAACGUCACCGGCUUGAUUGACUGGGAGCUGUCCACCCCACUUCCAUUUGGAGUUGGCUUCGGUCGCAUUCACACCUACGCUGGUGAAUACACGGGCGGGGAGUUUUGGGUACCUGAUGAGUUUGAGGAUGCCAAACGGGGGUUUUGGCACGAAUUGUUUGAUGGAAUGCCAGCAGAUACUCGCGACAAGUUGGAGCAAGAUUUUGCUCUUAUCCAGGAUGCUGUCAUUCUUGGGACAUUUUUGGAUUGCUUUUGUUUUGAGGACGGGGAAGUUAUUGUUGGCGCUGUUUCUAAAAAGGCUAUCCCCAAGCUCCUUACAUACCGAAUUCCUUUUGUUAGAGGGGAUGAGCCUCCAUACAGAGAUUAG
Molecule: messenger RNA, 1062 nt
Organism: Penicillium roqueforti
Lineage: Eukaryota; Fungi; Ascomycota; Eurotiomycetes; Eurotiales; Aspergillaceae
Exons: 3
Coding region: 1-1062 (353 amino acids)
Source: RefSeq, a predicted model, not a curated record